Messenger RNA from Prunus armeniaca (apricot), 465 nucleotides. NCBI's taxonomy places the organism in Eukaryota, Viridiplantae, Streptophyta, Magnoliopsida, Rosales, Rosaceae. The record is from the annotation of a GenBank genome assembly.
AUGGCUUCAAGGUUGCUGUGGGCUUCAAGGGCUGCUUCCUACCUCAGAAUCCAAGUGACCCACAGAGGGUUUGCUUCUGUUGUGAAGGAUCUUAAGUAUGCCGAUUCUCAUGAGUGGGUUAAAGUCGAUGGAAACUCUGCAACUGUUGGAAUAACUGAUCAUGCUCAAGAUCAUUUAGGUGAUGUUGUUUAUGUUGAGUUGCCUGAAGUGGGGGCUGCAGUGAAGCAGGGUGAAGGUUUUGGAGCGGUUGAAAGUGUCAAGGCAACAAGUGAUGUUUACUCUCCUGUGUCAGGAAAAGUCAUUGAAGUCAAUGAAGAGCUUGGCAACUCCCCUGGUUUGGUCAACUCAAGCCCAUAUGAGGAUGGAUGGAUAAUUAAAGUUGAGAUAAGUGAUAGCGGUGAAGUGAAAAAGUUGAUGGACUCAGAAAAGUACACCAAGUUUUGUGAAGAAGAAGAUGCACAUUGA